This is a messenger RNA of Lonchura striata (white-rumped munia), 4288 nucleotides long. RefSeq names its product growth arrest specific 7 (gene GAS7). Gene Ontology annotation, biological process: clathrin-dependent endocytosis; neuron projection morphogenesis; clathrin coat assembly. Gene Ontology annotation, cellular component: cytoplasm; plasma membrane; clathrin-coated vesicle. Gene Ontology annotation, molecular function: protein binding. The record is from RefSeq and is a predicted model, not a curated record. Lineage: Eukaryota; Metazoa; Chordata; Aves; Passeriformes; Estrildidae.
AUGUCGGGGACGCGCUGCCAGGCGCUGUACCCCUUCUCCGGGGAGCGGCACCGGCAGGGGCUGCGCUUCGCGGCGGGUGAGCUGAUCACGGUGCUGCAGGUGCCAGACGGCGGCUGGUGGGAAGGGCAGAAGGAGGACGGGCUGCGCGGCUGGUUCCCGGCCAGCUACGUCCAGCUGCUGGAGCAGAAACCACGAAAGGCAACUCCUCAGCCAGGAGAGGACACCUUGAACGGCCACCUUCCCCCUGGCUGGCAGAGCUACAUGUCUCCCCAGGGUCGCAGGUACUACGUGAACACCUUCACAAAUGAAACGACGUGGGAGCGGCCGAGCAGCGUGCCUGGCACUCCCAAGAGCCCUGUGUCACAGAAGAGCUCUGCAGUGAAUGGCUACUACAUCUCUGGGUCCCCAGUCCACCAGCUCGAGUCGGGUCACAUGAGCCUCCGAAAACCCAGUGGGGACACCCAGAGCCCGGGAUCCCCGGCGGCGCCGCGGCGGCAGAGCAAGGAGAGCAGCCUGACGAUCAACUGUGUGACUUUCCCCCACCCUGACGUAAUGCCAGAGCAGCAGUUGCUGAAACCUUCAGAGUGGAGCUACUGUGAUUAUUUCUGGGCAGAUAAGAAGGAUUCACAAGGGAACAACACAGUGUCAGGAUUUGAAAUUCUUCUUCAAAAGCAACUUAAAGGGAAACAAAUGCAGAAAGAAAUGGCAGAGUUUGUUCGAGAAAGGAUAAAGAUUGAGGAGGAAUAUGCUAAGAACCUGUCCAAACUGUCUCAGAAUUCCUUGGCUGCUCAGGAAGAAGGCACACUGGGAGAAGCUUGGGCUCAGCUCAAGAAGAGUUUAGCUGAUGAAGCAGAGGUUCAUCUCAAAUUUUCUUCCAAGCUCCAGAGCGAGGUAGAGAAACCCCUGCUGAACUUCAGAGAGAACUUCAAGAAGGACAUGAAGAAGUGUGACCACCACAUCGCGGACUUGCGGAAGCACCUGGCCAGCCGCUACACGGCUGUGGAAAAGGCCCGGAAAGCCUUGACAGAGAGGCAGAAGGAUCUGGAAAUGAAAACACAGCAGCUGGAGGUGAAACUCAGCAACAAGACAGAAGAGGAGAUCAAGAAAGCCCGAAGGAAGUCCACCCAGGCAGGGGAUGACCUGAUGCGCUGUGUGGAUCUUUACAAUCAAGCCCAGUCCAAGUGGUUUGAGGAGAUGGUGACCACCACUCUGGAGCUUGAGAGACUAGAAGUUGAAAGGGUGGAGAUGAUUCGGCAGCAUCUGUGCCAGUACACACAGCUGCGGCACGAGACAGACAUGUUCAACCAAAGUACAGUAGAACUUGUGGAUCAGUUGCUUCGGAAAGUGGAUCCUGCCAAAGACAGGGAACUGUGGGUAAAAGAACACAAAACUGGAGAUAUCCGACCUGUGGACAUGGAAAUAUAGACUGAUCUAUGGUUGGAUGUGAUGAGUCCACUGAAUUAAGCAGGCUAAUGUUUGUUUUAAGGGUCAAAAGAGCAUAGGGAAAAGGUUGUUUCACUACCAGACAGACACCUUGUAAUUUAUGCCUGUAUGGGCUAUCUCUGUUCCAUUUAGUCAUUACAAUGGUCCUCGUUGUGCUAAGCCUUAAGCACCAGACAUUCCAGGGUGAAAAAAGCAGAUGUGUGCUUCCCACCAGAGGUUCCCAAUUGCACGCAGCUUCCAGGAGAAAUCUGCUUCCUGGCACAGAAAGUGCCCUGUUCUUCAGUGACUUUGUGCUCCACCCCUUGCAUGACUAUCUCUAUACAGUGUGUUAGAACAACCAGGCAGAGAGCCUCUGGCCAGCGAGGAGAGAACUGAAUCUGAUGCAGGAGGCAAGGAGGUCCUGAUCAGGAAUCCCAGGUCUAUCACUGACUGCUCUCAUGGCCAUAGGCAAGUCAAUUAGCUUUCCUGGCUCCCCUGUUUAUCAAAUCUGUGUAUCCUGCAGCAGUGUUGUGUGAAUACAUUGCUUUCAUAGAACACUGUCUUUCACCAUGGCAGUGAAGUGAUGGCCCUUCUCCCAAAAUCUACGGAGAGGAUUCCUGUUCUUCCUGUUUUAUACUCCCUCUCAGGGAUACAUAAACUCAUUUUCAUGAUUUCUGUUGUCGGCCAGUCGGUAAGUUUGAAAAUGUUACCAUCACAAUUUUUUAUCAGGAAAGACUUGGUUGUACUAUACCUACCUCAUUAGCUGUCAGAGUGCCCUCAAUGACAGAAGGAGGUUGUAUUCCAAGGAAUAAAUGAGAUGUUUAAAAUCUUCCCUGCUCAUGCAAGGUGUUUUUCCACAGAAUCUUCUUAAAGACAGUCCUCUAAUAGUUUACUUAGGAUUCAGGUUUAGAUUUCAUUUUUUGGUUUCUUCAGGUGAAUGCCACAGCCUUUAGGUAUUUUUAAUUACUGGGUUUGUCCUGCUAAAUUUUGGCUGUUAUCUUUUUGGAGCCUGAUUUUCAAAGGUGCCAUGACUAUGUGAUGCUAGAUUGCAUUCAGUGUAGAUGUAGGUGCCCAGCACUUCUGUGUCAUCAGAGUCUUAGCCUGAGUUUUUUUCUAUGUUACUGUCCUGGUUUAGGGCAAAUGAUGAGCAUCAUAAAGUCACCCCAGGCCAUUUACCCUUACUGCAAACCACCAAAAAUUCAACAUUGCUCUUAGCAAAUUGUGUAAUGUAGUUUGGAGACUGGUUUUGAAAUUGUAUUUAUUUUCUUCUGCUGUUAUUUCUGAUUGAGUAUUCAGAGUUGCUGUUAAUAUAUUUUUUCAGCAUUUCACACAAUGCAAAGAUUAUUCACAUUCUUCCUUUCAAUCCAGGAGAAAUCUUGAUUCUCACCACUGUGGCCUUUACUCAGUGUUUACUGUUUUCUUAGCUACAAUAUCCCAAACCAUACUAUUUCAUUUGAUCCACAGUUUCGUUCCAUUUUAUCUCACUGUUACUGUCUUUUUCUCCCCAACCCCAGAACUGCAUCCUUCUUUUGUUCUACUACUGCUCCAGGUUUUUGUUCAUCAUCCUGCAGAUUCUGGGUCUGGAUCAUUGGGAGUCAAUAUUCCUCUUUGGAAAUAAAAACUGAGACACAGAAAAGUCAUACCUGAAGCACGUUUGUAACAUUGCUGCAGUGGUUAUUUUUCUGGUUUAUUAUUUCUAAAUUAUUAUUGCAUUGUUCUCAUACUGCUCCCUUUUUCCCAACCAUCUCUUUACUAGUACAGGUUCAUUCCUGUCUUGCAAAUGCCUUCAUAACCCACUCCUCUGCUGCUUCAUUGACCUUUAGAAACCCUUAGCAUCCUUUGCACGUUGGCAGAUGGAGUGCCAUGGCUGCUGCACACUCAGGAUCACUGCUCCUGGUGUGACACUUCUGUGCUGCACACUUGGGAAUUGGGUCUCCAGUUUUAUUCUUGGUGUUGGAAAAGCCUCACCUGAGUUCCUGCACAGAGCACUGCAGCACCAGCUGAAGUCUCUGGUUUUCCUGAGUGUCCUUGAGCUUAGUGAGAGCCUCCCUGGAAUCUUCUUCUCCUUCCUUCUGCCCUCAAGCAGGGCAGUUGAUGAUCUCUCCUUUUCAGUCUUUCUUCUGAUUCACUCUGUGUCUUACUAAUUUUUGGCCAUAUCAGUGUAAUUCUUUUUCUCUUCAUGCUAGGUCUCAUAAGCUCUCAUAGACAAGCAUUAUACCCAAGAUAGCUCAGCUACCUCAGGUGGCAUAAAAGUAGCAGGAUGGCUCCUGUGACAGUGUUGGAAGCAAAAAUUUUUAAUAAAAGGCAAAAUAAAAAAGCUUUUUACAGAAAAAACCGAGUCAGGGCAAGAGGUUCUUGCUCCUGCUAAAACACUUUACAAAAGCAAUUACAUCUUCUAUUCUCUUCUUUUCUAGUGAAUUGCUUAGGCAGGACUUUUUGGCUCCUGUCCCAUUAGCUAUCCUUAAGUUUGAGGUGAAGGUCCUAUGAGAUGUCUUUUAACCAAAUUGAGGAGAGAAACUUCUGGAAUUUUGUCCUUUUUAAGGAGACAAAAAGUAACUUGUUUACUCUGUCAACAGGGGCACAUUCCUACAUCAGUGUGUAGGAACUCUUGCCUUGCACUUCAGAGGAUAGGCACUUUUUAUUUUUUAAGCCACAAGUGCAGGUUGAACUUUGAAAACUUCAGUGGCCAAAAUAAUGUGAAUACAUGAAAGCUGCAUUUCACGUUGCCCCCUGUUCUAGGCUGUAUUGUAAAUUGACAAUGGUAAUCUUGACAAUGCCUCAGCACGUUCUUACUUUGAUUGCAAAACAAAGCUAGUUGUGCACUUUAUACAGUAUUUUCCUUAAUAAAUACCUGAAAUAAUUCGUU